UUAAAUUCACCCUGUGAACAUCUCCCGUGACACCGUCUCUUUGCAUUGCGAGUCGGCUGACCACCGGCCUCUCUCUUCCUCUCUCGUCGAUUCCGUCGCUCGCCGCCCUUCGAAACCUCCACUGAAUUGCGAGUCGGCUGCCCACCGGCGUCCCUCUCAUCCUCUCUCGUCGAUUCUGUCGCUUGCUGCUCCUCGAAACCUCCACUGAAGGAGCAUCCUCGAUAUCUGCCACUGCUGGAAACUAGGUCAGGUUUCAGGGAUUUGAGCCUAGGGCUUGAUCAAGUAUAUGUUGAACUAGAGUAAUUGAUGCGUUGGUUGUGCACACGGACCAAACCUUAACCUCGACUCUGAAGAUCUCUGAAUCUGGUCGGAAGAAUAUGCAUCCUCCUCUAACUUUGCAUCGGCAUCCUAUGUGUGCUGAGAUUAUUGAGGAUUUUCAGAAGUGCCAUGUAGACCAUCCAAUUGGAAAAUUUUUUGGGAAAUGCACUGAGCUAAAAAUAAAGCUUGAUCGUUGUUUUCGACAAGAGAAAGCAGUGAAGCGGAAGGUGAACUUCGAGCAAAGUAAAAAGUUCAAAGAAAGACUGCAGGCUUACAGAAAGGAGAUGGCAGAGAAAGACACAUAAGGGCCUUGCAAAGUACCCAUACUUGAAUCUCUCAUUAAUAGACCCUUGUCUAAAUUGACCAUUUAGAUCAAAAGCCCUAAAUUUUCCUUCUAUUGGGGAUUAAUAAAAUUUGUUAUUACUGGCUUCUUAGGUUAUACAAGAAGUACAAUCUUUAAUGUGCUCUUAUCUCUCUGAAACUUGCAAUGAUCUCUGUGGAGGUCAUAAUUAUUAAGGAGAAAUAUAUUCAUUAGUCCUACACUAUAUGCAUGAUGCUAGUUAUUAAGGAGAAAUAUAUUCAUUAGUCCUACACUAUAUGCAUGAUGCUAGAGUGAAAUUAAUUUGUCAUUGUAAAAUACUUAUGAUAAUUUUAUUUUUACUUAUUCUUUUAUUUUCUUUCCUUGCACUAACUAUUGGUGCUCCCAGCGGACCUAGUUUGUUUUGGUAGUAGUACACAUUGUUGAUAGUAUUUAGUGCAAUUUUGAUGCAUGCAUUGGCAUCAUUCUGAUUGCAUAUUACUGGAUAUUUCGCUGUUAAUUGCCUUGUUUUUGCCAUCGGAUUCAAUUUUCAAGAUGGUUUGUGUUUGAUAGUAUUUGGUGCACUUUUGAUACAUGCAUAAAUAUCAUGCUUAUUGCACUAUACUCAAUAUUUCCAUCCUAAUUUCUUUGUUUUAGUGAUCAGAUUUAGUUUCUGAAAUGGUUGUGUUAGACUUGCGAGAGUUGUUGUUACCUAAUAGACUUGAUUAUAACUCUUCUACAUUGUACUUUUGAUGAUCUAACUUGAGUUGAUCUUUCUGCUGAUCACAUAAUGUUAUACUUUCUAUGAAGAUUGUAUUCCUUUUUUUGAUGAUCUAACUUGCGAUGUUUGUGUUCCUUUUUAUGUUAAUACUUUCU
Zingiber officinale is the source of this 1492-nucleotide messenger RNA. RefSeq names its product COX assembly mitochondrial protein 2 homolog. Lineage: Eukaryota; Viridiplantae; Streptophyta; Magnoliopsida; Zingiberales; Zingiberaceae. Gene Ontology annotation, cellular component: mitochondrion. The transcript is spliced from 5 exons. The record is from RefSeq and is a predicted model, not a curated record. Bases 378 to 623 code for a protein of 81 amino acids.